AUGCCACGCGAUAUAGAAGAAGAUUACGAUAGUGAAGAGGAGGAGUUGGUCACCCGUCUCGAGGACUUUGAGCCUCCCGUACAGGUCGAUACAUCCUUCAGCAAGUUCAUCAUCAUAGACAACAUCCCAAUCACAGACAAGGAGAAGAUUGAGAAGCUCAACAAUGUGCUCAGGACCUUCAUCACCAAGACAACUGGUGCCGAGCUCGCCUCCUUCCACAUUCCAUUCAACGCUGCGACAAACAAGAACAAGGGAUACUGCUUUGCCGAGUUUGCCAAGCGCGAUCAGGCCGUCGAGGCCGUCAAGCGUCUGGACAACAUUCAGUUCGACAAGGCACACGCCCUGCGCGCCAACCUCUUGGACGAUCACAAGACCCUCACCAACAUCAGCGAGACCUACGUCGCCCCCACCGCCAAGGAGUACGUCGAGAAGGAGGACCACUACCAGUGGCUCUACUCGAACCGCUCCCUCAAGGGCUUCGAUCAGUUUGCCCUGCGCUACGGAGACACCACCGAGAUCUGCUGGAACGAGAUGAAGAUGGGCAAGCCCAUCUCGGAGAAGGUGCAGAACAACUGGACAUCGACAUACGUGCAGUGGUCCAACUCGGGCAGCUACCUCGUCACCAUCCACAAGGAGGGAGUCGCCCUCUACGGAGGCGAGAGCUGGUCUCAGAUCGGCCUCUUCAAGCACAACAACGUCAUGAUCGUCGACUUCUCCCCCGAGGACAAGUACAUGAUCACCUUUGCCCCACCCGAAUCACCAAAGGACCAAAAGUCCAUCAUCGUCUGGGACGUCCGCAGUGGCCGUCCACUGAGAGGUUUCCCCUCGCCACCAAAGGACCAGUUCCAAUGGCCAGUGUUCUCAUGGUCCGCCAAGGACACCUUCUUUGCCAAGCAGAGCGAGGGAGGCAUCGACAUCUACGAGGCCUUCACCUGCAACAUGCUCAAGAACAAGACCUACCCAAUCGCCAACCUCAAGUCCUUCACAUGGUCGCCCACCGACCCAUACAUCUGUUACUUUGUUCCCGCCACCGCCACGAUGCCAGGCCGUAUCGUGAUUGCUGAGGUCCCCACCAUGAAGACCCUGGCCGAGAAGAGCAUCUGGGAGGCCACCGACGCCCGUAUGCAUUGGCAGAACCAGGGUGACUACCUGUGCGUCAAGGUCGACAGGUCCACCGCCAAGCCAAAGAAGACCAACCAGCCACUGCCCACCAACUUUGAGCUGUUCCGUAUGCACGAGACCAACAUCCCCAUCGAGAACUUUGAGGUGCCAGGCGCCAUCAAGGCCUUUGCCUGGGAGCCACGUGGAAAGAAGCUGUGCAUCAUCUACGGAGAGCACCGCACAGAGAUGACCGUCGCCUUCUUUGAGGUACAGAAGAACAAGGUGAUCCUGCUCACCAAGCUGGAGCACAGAAAGCUCAACUCGAUCUACUGGUCGCCACGCGGUACCUACAUCGUGCUUGCCCAGGUUGGCGACACUGGUGAGUUGGAGUUCUACAACACUGCCAGUCUCGAGACAAUGGCCACCGACGAGCAUAUGUCUUGCACUCAGAUCGACUGGAACCCAUCUGGUCGUUACGUGACCUCCACCGUCUCGUUCUUCAAGGUGCAGACUGAUACCGGUUACAAGAUCUGGACAUUCGCUGGCGAGCCCGUGUACCAGGUACUCAAGGACCGUUUCAAGCAGUUCACAUGGCGUCCACGCCCACCCAUGAUCCUCACCUCUGACCAGCUCAAGUCGAUCCAGAACCGUACCAAGGAGUACGCCAAGAGAUUCAAGGCCGAGGACGACGCCGAGGCUGCCAGAAUCAAGGCCGAGGAGGAUGGACAUCUGAACGUUCUGAUGCAGGAGUUCCUCAACCUGCUGCAAAAGGGAGAGCGCGAGUACCAGGAGUUGGCUCCACUGCGCCAGAAGCUCAACAUCCACGAGGAUAUCGAGUCCGCGGAUGAGUACGAUGCCUUUGAGAAGGUAGAAGAGAUCAUUGACGUCACUACACAGCCCGUCAAGAAAUAA
This is a messenger RNA of Acytostelium subglobosum LB1, 2013 nucleotides long. RefSeq lists its product as hypothetical. The transcript has a single exon. NCBI's taxonomy places the organism in Eukaryota, Evosea, Eumycetozoa, Acytosteliales, Acytosteliaceae. Gene Ontology annotation, molecular function: translation initiation factor activity; RNA binding; translation initiation factor binding. Bases 1 to 2013 code for a protein of 670 amino acids. The record is from RefSeq and is a predicted model, not a curated record. Gene Ontology annotation, cellular component: eukaryotic translation initiation factor 3 complex. Gene Ontology annotation, biological process: translational initiation.